UUAGUGGAGAGAAGAGAGAAGGAAGAAGAAUUUAAUAGAAUUAGACAAUGUGUGUUCCAUUUCAAUCGUUAAACAUUCUCUGCCAUUUUCCAGCAUUUAAUGGCGGCAAUCCUGGGGCGUUUCUUCUGAUUUUCAACUCCUUUUUAGCUCUCCUCUUCUUCAUCCGCUCCAUUUCAAAGUUAGUACUGCGGAGCAUCAAGAUCAAGCACUUCUGUUUCUUUCUUUUGAAUGAAGAUUGAGGACUUGAAGUGCUGAUUAAAAACAACUCCAUAGAUUAUAAUGUCUUCCCCGGGCAAGAUUCAUCACAAGGCCACUCUUGAUGUUGCCUCAUGGAUGUUUAACGUCGUCACGUCCGUAGGGAUAAUUAUCAUCAAUAAAGCAUUGAUGGCCACAUAUGGAUUCAGCUUUGCUACAACUUUAACUGGCCUACAUUUCGCCACAACGUCCUUGCUGACUUUUAUUCUUAAGCAACUUGGUUAUAUUCAAGAUUCUCACUUACCAUUCCUUGACAUUCUUAAAUUUGUUAUAUUUGCAAACUUCUCCAUCGUGGGAAUGAAUGUGAGCUUAAUGUGGAAUUCUGUUGGGUUCUAUCAGAUUGCAAAGCUGAGUAUGAUCCCCGUAUCUUGUUUUCUAGAAGUUGUUUUGGAUAAGGUGCAAUACUCAAGGGACACAAAGCUUAGCAUACUGUUAGUUCUACUUGGUGUUGGAGUUUGUACUGUCACUGAUGUUAGUGUCAACAUGAAAGGUUUUGUGGCUGCCGUAGUGGCGGUAUGGAGCACUGCCUUGCAGCAGUAUUAUGUACAUCACCUCCAACGAAAAUAUUCACUUGGAUCAUUCAACUUAUUGGGUCAUACCGCUCCAGUGCAGGCUGCGUCUUUGCUGUUAGUCGGGCCCUUUUCAGACUAUUGGUUGACUGGAAAGAGAGUUGAUGCCUACGGUUACACUUUUAUGUCCUUGACGUUCUUAAUCCUUUCAUGUACCAUUGCGGUAGGGACAAAUCUCAGCCAGUUCAUAUGCAUUGGUAGGUUCACUGCUGUGACAUUCCAAGUGCUCGGCCAUAUGAAGACUAUAUUAGUCUUGACGUUAGGAUUCAUUUUCUUUGGGAAAGAGGGCCUCAACUUACAAGUAAUUAUAGGUAUGGCCAUCGCAAUUCUUGGAAUGAUCUGGUAUGGAAAUGCCUCAUCUAAGCCAGGAGGGAAGGAGCGUCGUAGUUUUUCCUCAACAAGUAGCAAAGCAUUAAAGCACACUGGAUCAGAAUCUUCCGACCUUGAUGAAAAGAUCUAGAGCUGAGUAGAUUUUGUAGUUUUUAUUUUUUCCCCAAUAAUGGCCAUUGAUGAAAAAAUAAAAGGGAAAUGAUAUAGAGACUAGAGAGAGAAAAGGAAAUGAUAUUGACUUCAGUAUAUUCCAGGAGAUUCUUGACACAUAAUUGGCAGGCCCCUCACCUAUUUUAGUUCAUUAUAGUCUUUUUUUUUUUUCUUUUUUUUUUUUGUUCUCUUUCUUUCUUUUAUUCACAUGAAAAAGGUAUGCCAUCUUUUGAAGGGAUGCAACUCAAUGGUUCCCCUACAAAAAGUAUACAAUGUUACAGAUACCACAGUUAUCAAUAGUAUAGAUAUUUCCCUACUUCAAUCUCCAUGUCUAGUCGCUAUUCCUACAUUUUUGUUCAUCGGUCAACGUAUUAUCGUAUUUUAUGCUUUGUUGCUUGAAAUUUUCUUACUAUAUCUGAUUAACCCAUUUCGAUGUCCAAGCAUUAGUGGACCAUUAGUUGCAAUCUGAUUUCUUAAGAUUCACCUGGAAAUUUUUUGCACGUGAGAAACAUACCUUGUUAUGUGUUAGGUGGGCUUCUGAAGAAGGAUCAUUGAAUUAUUGGGAGGACUAAUAGUAAAUAGGAACCUCCUGUGGGUUCAAUGACUGUAGUACCUCUCAGUUUGAUCUGCCAAUUUUUUUGAGACAGGUAAUCGAGAAAACAAUACCAAUAACUAUGCCUCUCUGUGGCAGUUCUUCCCGGAGAAUGAAUGCUUUCAUUAGAACAGUAAAUUUUAGUCCUAAUUUGACACUUACGGAAUUUAUUAUCUCUGCAGGGCACAGAGCAGCAGCUGCAACUCUCUAGGACUUGUCAUUUGCAGACUGGAAAAUGUUCUUUUUCUCUCUCCUCUCUCUCUCUCUCUAACAUGUUAAUUACAAUAAGAUGCCUUAUUUCCUAGUAUGACUGAAGCAAAGUUCAAAAUAUCUUUAUGGAUUUGCUGAAGUGAUGAUUACAGGAAGCAAGCCCUUCUUUUACACUUUUCUGUUGUUUUUAUUUGUGAUAUUCUUAGGAGACAGGCUAAUGUUUUAGGUUGGUUAUGUUGCCCAGGGGUUCUUAGCCUUCCCUCUGCCUGGCUGAGUGAUUGUUUCAGUGAUGGAGAAGAAAACAAGAGGAAGGGUUCAUGGAUUUACUAAAAAGCUUCAGAGAGAGAAAGUCAGGUUCAUUCAAUUUCAUUUACAGCUGCAUCUGGGUCCAAGAAAGUGUCCCUAUGUGCCUCAGAGUGGCCAUGGCUGCCUAAGAUUUGGGUACCAACAAAAAUUGGACAUUAUCUACAUUGAUAUUCAUCUCCUUUGCUUCCACAAUUAUCCUCUUGUUUUCAUAGCUGAAUAUAGCUUUUGAAUUGCGAACAGUAUGGUACUGUUCAACUGCCUUUUAAGCAAAUUAUGAGAGAGAGAAAGAUCAAAACCC
Cucurbita pepo subsp. pepo (vegetable marrow) is the source of this 2710-nucleotide messenger RNA. It is a transcript of the gene NST-K1, whose product is annotated as nucleotide sugar transporter-KT 1. The record is from RefSeq and is a predicted model, not a curated record. NCBI's taxonomy places the organism in Eukaryota, Viridiplantae, Streptophyta, Magnoliopsida, Cucurbitales, Cucurbitaceae.